GUCACCAUAAAAUGGAAUUCCAGACCUUGCAAAAGCCAUAAAUUUCCAGUCCCUAUGGUCAAACAGAGAUGCAUUAUGCAGUUUCUGUUUAUUCUGUAGAAGCCGAUGUAUUUACUGUGAUGGAAACAACUUCCCAUCAUACAAAACACACAUAUCUUGAAAUAAAUAAAAAAGAACAUUCUUUGUUUAAACAAAGCUAUUACAAUUUAAAUAAAAUUGAAAGUUUAAAGCCAAACAUUCAAUAAACGAAGGGUAGGGGGUCAAUAAGGGUCUUCUCUGUCUGAAUCAAUACUGUCUGGAUCCCCAGGUUUGAGACAUGUGUUAGGUGCUCAAUAAACAGUUGGGAAUAAGUUAAUGAAAGACCAUGUUUGUCAGUAUAAACAUACUUAAAAUUUGUAAGUACACUUCAAAUCUAUAAUUAAGAAAUUCAUUGACAUACAUUAAAGCAUGGUUUUCUCCUGAAGUUUCUAUUUUUAAGUAAGGCUAAUUAUUCUAAUGCCAUUGUUUUACUGAAAUACUUUUUAACUACUUUUGAUUCAGGGAAGGAACACUUGCUAUGGAGAUUGAGUCAGCUUUGAUAACUGUAAUAAAGAACACCCUGAUAGUGUUAUGAUCACCAUAUAUAAAACAUAUUUGCUUAAAUUUUCAGUGUUCAUUUUUAACUUUAAAUGAUUGCUUCUGAUUGCUUUGAUAAUAAAUAUGAUAGGGCACUUUGGAAAUAUAUUUUUGUCCCUUUUUUUCACAAUGAUCUUUCAUACUUUUGAAUUAUUUGGGUUCUAUAUCUGUAUUUUACUUAGGCUUGAAAUCCUGCCUGAUUGCUUAUUUUAAAUGCCAACAACAGAAUGAAAAACAAAAUGUAAUAAUUCCUUCCCUAAAAUAUCCAACAUAUUGGAUCUCGUAUUAUAAACUGGCCAAAGAAGUAAUAAUCAAAGCAUAGUGAAAUUUCAGGCAAGAAAGAUUUGUUUGAGUAACAUGAUUUAAAAAAAUACUUUUGACUUAGACUCUCAGAUAACAAUGCAAUUCACCUAUUAGAUGAAUGAGGAAUAGAACUUUCCCCUAAAGAUUGGUCAGCUAUCAAACAAUUUCCUCAACUACUGUCAGUCAGUGAGAAUUUCAGGUUUCUUUUUGGCUAUAAAUCCUGUGAAUGAAGACUUUUUAUAGGAGAUUUUGACAGAAUGAGAGAUACCCAUGCUUUCUUUCUUUAUAACAAUCCAGAUGUGUUUUGUUUUCUUCUGUUGACCUUUGGAUGGAGGCAUUCAUGAGAAUUGUUAAUAAUCCAUGCUGAAGAAUUGUUUUCCACAAAAUAAACAAAACUCUAAUAUUUACAUGGUAAAUUUAGCUUUGGGACGAUGUGUUGUUUAAUUUUGUGGCUAUUUUAAAUAAAUUUAAUAUUUUCUAUGUUUUUCUUCCAAACUUUGGAACUGAGCCUUGCUGCUACUCGUAGAUGGAUUAAAGAUUGUGAGCAUGAGAUCAAGGGAUAGAGUAAACUUUCACUCUCUGUGCCAUUGCUAUAAUGUGCAGAUGCUGUCCAAAAUAAUGGAGUUCUUCCUACACCCCAGCUAUGUUGCACUAGUACCAAAUUAAAGUCGCAGAUAUAAAGGGCUGCACAGGAAUUGAGAAAUAUCCUUGGAAUUAAGCCUGUGGUGGAAGCACAAGAAUGGACAGGAAGCAUGGAAAAUAUGUAGUAAAUGUUGAACGCUCUGAAAACCAGUCUCCAAUCACGUGUUCAGAUGACCAAGAGGCUCACAGCUCUGCAUGCUGGCACCGACCUUCAAAUGACACAACCAGUCAUGUCUCUUCCAACUUAACUGGACUGUAUGUGAGCCCAGGAGUCCUUGUACACUCACGAUGCCCACACAUAGAAUUAUCCAAUGCACAGGUAAAAAGAAAUUGCUGUAAUAACUGGUCUCUGUGGGAAGUCUUUUUGGCUUGUCUCUUAGCCUCUGUGAUAACAACAGCAAUUGGAGUACUCAUAAUAUGUCUGGUGAACAAUAGAGGAAGCGACAAUUCUCCCAUUACUAGCCAGCUACCCUCCAACAAUGACAUUCCCAGAAUGACAUCUACUACUACCAAACCUGCAGUGACCACCACUUCAACUGAACCUACAACUAUAACCACUUCCACGGAAUCUACAACCACUGAAAUGUCCACUGAACCUACAACCUCCACAGCCCCCACCACCACUACAACAGGACUUACAACCUUGACAGGCCUCACAGUCACUACAGCAGAAUCUACAACCUUGGCAGGUGCCACCGUCACUACAACAGGAUCUACAGCCUCAACAGGUGCCACCACCACAGCAACAGGAUCUGCAGCCUCAACAGGUGUCACCAACACCUCAACAUGACUGACAACCAUCACCACCACUACAACCAGACUUACAAACACAACCUCAGUCAUCCCUUAAAGGAAACCCACAGGUACAACAGCUACCACUAUCACUUCAACUGAACAUAUAACCACAAAAGCUACAACCACCACUUCAAGUGAAACCCCAGCUGAUGCCACUUUAACAGAAUCUACAACUGUUGCAACUUCAGUAACAACAAAUGCCAUUAUAGCUUAAUCUUAGUGGACAACCAAAACAGUUACUACAUCUACCGUCUCUUUGACUGAACCCACAGCAUGACUUACUUCAGCUGAAUCUACAACUACCAUCCUUCUACUUCCCCUACAACUACUGUAACUGUCACUUAGUUUAGACUAACAGUGUUCAUUGCUCUCCUUCAACCAUCUGUAAUCUUCACUAGUCACCUAAAGUACAAAUGCCACCAUUUUCACUUUACUAGAGUUACCAUCAUUUGUCAAAAUGUUCUCUUCUGUGACAAGUUAUGCUUUCGUUAUGAUCACUGCAACAGCCUACAACCAUUCUCCUCACUGGCUUUUCUCCCAAAUAGUAGCUGCCUCUUCUCCAAUAUCUGCUGAAUCUAUACCUACCGCCAUCACUCCAUUAUACUUGUGGCAGCUACCAUGGUGCCUGUUGAAUAACAAUAACUUACUGUGCAAUGGAAUAAUUAUCUGAACUUUCACUAAAUCAAUACUUUAGGAGUUCCAAAAGUCUUUUUUUUUUUUUUAAUAUGGAACAUUUCACGAAUUUGCAUGUCAUCCUUGCACAGGGCCAUGC
This is a messenger RNA of Mustela erminea (ermine), 3127 nucleotides long. Its product is annotated as dynactin-associated protein-like. The record is from RefSeq and is a predicted model, not a curated record. NCBI's taxonomy places the organism in Eukaryota, Metazoa, Chordata, Mammalia, Carnivora, Mustelidae. Gene Ontology annotation, biological process: activation of protein kinase B activity. The transcript is spliced from 4 exons. Gene Ontology annotation, cellular component: Golgi apparatus; plasma membrane. Bases 1658 to 2350 code for a protein of 230 amino acids.